AUAGCUAAAAUUUUAAUCAUGUAUAUUUAGAUUUUUUUAAAAAAUUACAAAAAAGAUAAAAAUAAAAAAAUAUUAUUAUAGACACCUAAUUUCGUCCCUCCCCGAUAUUGUUUUUACCUAUUGUUUACCUUAUCCUACCGUGUACCCUCAUCCGUGGGAUAAUCCCUCUACAAAAUGACAAAAAUAACAACCCCCUAACUAAUUUUGUUUUAUCCUAAUACUCUAACAACCCACCCAAUUAAAAAACAACACCUACCUACCCUAUCCUAACAAACUCUACCCCACCUACCUCACCACUGCCCCACCCUCACCUCAUAUAUACACACAUACACACAAAAACUGAAAAAAUGGACCUCAGCAUAUACAAAAAAAAAAAAAAAAAAAAAAAAAAGGCCGGACCCUUUACUCUCCCUCUCAUCUCCCUCUUACUCUCUCUAUCAACGACAAUAUCAAAACAGCCGCAGCUCACCCCACCGGCGAACCUAAUCGAUGGAACCAACGUCAAACCACCGCCAGCUUCCUCCGUUCUCCCCUCCAGCGCCGCCAGCCAUCUCCACCGGUGAAGUGAGGUCGGGAGAAAAACAGAGAGAAAGAGGGGAUCGAACCGGAGAGAGUGAGAUUUGAGGUUGAGAGUUAAAAGCAGAGAAGAAACGUGCGAGAGAGAAAUUUGGACUGAGUUUUUCACCGGAAACGUUGUCGCUACAGAUCGCAUCUCCGUUUCCAAUUGCUGCCGAACUCACCGGAGCUCAGGCGUAGCAAAGGGUCCUCGUUUUUCAGUUAAAAAAUCCACCGAAAAACACCCAGUCACUGUUCCUGUUACUGUUCCGAUGGGUCCACCGGAUUUUCAAACUCGUCGACUCUCUUAUUGCGAUUUCCGUUUUUGGUUCAUCGAGCUCGGUAUUAGUUUUGGAAUUUAAGUUCAAUCUCAGUUUCGGAUUUGGAUUUCUCCCAAUUCGAGUUGGUUUUGUUCGUUGUGGGGUUCUUGUUCGAGGUUUUUUUCGAUUUUUGGACUUCUUUAUUAUCGACAAAAGCAAGUGUCAGUGAGGGUGAAAAAAGACAACAUGGCCAAAGCAAAAACAACCCCAGAGAAAGCCUUAACAAAUUCAAGAAAAUCAAGAAAGAGGGCCGCUGUGCUUCUCUGUUGUCCAAACACUAACAUCAUCGUACCCACCAACAACCCAAAACCCAUAAACCCCAUUGCCCUAAACCUCCCAAAGUAGAAGAAUCCCAGCAGUACCAGCAGAAAUAUGUUGAAGAGCAAAGCAUUCUCACGCCAAACCAGACAAGGCAAAGUGGUUAAGGAAGUUAGGGAACAUUAUUUACGAGAUGAUAUUUAUUGUGGAGUCCCCUAUUGCUAUAAUAAAAAAACCGAAGACAAUGACAAAGGCUGUGAUAUUUCAUCUGCUCGUUUAAGUGACUCUCCCUCCACCACUAUUCUUGUUCUUGACACCAAUGUUGUCCUCAAUCAGAUUGAUUUGCUGGAAAAUCCAGCUAUGGACAAUGUGGUUGUGCUAUCCGUGGUGUUGUCCGAGGUUAAGAACAAGAAUAUUGCUGUUUAUAACAGACUCAGGGCGCUAUGUAGCAAUUCUUUAAGGAAGUUCUAUGUCUUUUCUAAUGAACAUCACAAGGAUACUUAUGUGACAGCCAUGGCUGGUGAAAGUCCAAAUGAUCGGAAUGAUAGAGCUAUUAGGAAGGCAGCUAAAUGGUAUCAGGAUCAUCUUGGUGAUGCAGCAAGUGUCUUGCUAAUUACAAAUGAUAGAGAGAACAAGAAGAAGGCAAUUGAAGAGGGAAUUUCUGCAGAGACAAUUGAGUGUUAUGUAAAGUCACUUGGUCAGCCGGAAUUGCUUGACCUAAUAGUUCAGCCUCCCUCUGAAGAUGUUAUUAUGGAUGAUGUUGAGGAUUUGAGGCCUUCAAAGCGAAAAGUCAUUUACAAUGAGCAUAAGCCCAUGUCAGAAAUUACUUCUGGCUUGCUUCGGGGACUUCUUCACCAGGGCAAACUCCGUGUUAACCGUUUUAAUCCAUUUGAAGCAUAUGUUGGAAGUGAAAGCAUUGGCGAUGAGAUAAUUAUAUACGGGCGUGCAAACAUGAAUAGGGCUUUUGAUGGUGAUAUAGUGGCAGUUGAGCUUUUGCCUCAAGAACAGUGGCACGAGGAGAAGUCUUUGGCAUUAGCCGAUGAAGAGGACGAAGAAGAAGAUGUUCAUUUAGCUCCAAACAGCGCUGAUGAUGCUCCUAGAGUCAUGAAUCAAGGGCAAACUGCACCUGAGGAAACGAAACCUUCUCGGCCAACUGGACGUGUUGUUGGUAUCAUAAAGCGGAACUGGCACUCUUACUGUGGAUCCUUGGAGCCAAUGCCCAUGCCAGCAGGUGAUGGUGGUCGUGCCCAUGCCUUAUUUGUAUCCAAAGAUCGCAGGUUCCCUAAGAUACGGAUACAGACUCGUCAAUUGGGAAAUUUACUGGAUAAACGGAUUAUUGUUGCGGUUGAUUCGUGGGAUCGAUUGUCCCGAUUUCCAACUGGUCACUAUGUCAGGACAAUUGGAGAAAUAGGUGAUAGGGACACGGAAACAGAGGUGGUAUUAAUUGAGAAUGAUAUAGACGCCAGACCAUUUUCUGCCCAAGUGUUGGCGUGCUUGCCACCAUUACCUUGGUCUGUUUCUUCUCAAGAUUUGACAAAUCCUAUUAGACAGGAUUUACGUCAUCUGCGUGUAUGUAGUGUGGACCCUCCUGGAUGCAAGGAUAUUGAUGAUGCAUUGCAUUGUAUGCCUCUUCCUAAUGGAAAUUUUGAAGUGGGAGUUCAUAUUGCUGAUGUUACAAAUUUUGUUCAUCCUGGAACUCCACUUGAUGAUGAGGCUUCACAAAGAGGCACUUCUGUAUAUCUUGUAGAGCGUAGAAUCGAUAUGCUUCCAAAACCUCUUACAGAAGAUAUUUGUUCACUUCGUUCUGAUGUUGAAAGACUGGCUUUCUCAGUUAUCUGGGAAAUGACACCUGAUGCUGAGAUUAUUUCUACAAGAUACACUAAAAGUGUGAUUAAAUCGUGUGCAGCAUUAUCUUAUGUUGAGGCUCAAGCGAGAAUGGAUGACAGUCGCUUGGUGGAUCCAAUAACUUCAGAUUUACGAAAUUUGAAUAAGUUAGCCAAGAUAAUGAGGCAAAGACGCAUUGAUAGGGGUGCGCUGACACUUGCUUCUGCUGAAGUCAAAUUUCAGAUUGAUACUGAAACUCAUGAUCCUCUUGAUAUCGGAAUGUAUCAGAUUCGUGAAGCAAACCAAAUGAUUGAGGAGUUUAUGCUUGCGGCUAAUGUUGCAGUUGCUGAACAAAUCCUGAAGCAUUUUCCUCUCUGUGCACUAUUAAGGCGCCAUCCAAGCCCAACCAAAGAAAUGCUUGAGCCUCUUCUCCGCACAGCUGAAGCAGUUGGUCUUAGUUUGGAUGUGACAUCAUCCAAAGCAUUGGCUGACUCUCUAGAUCGUGCUAAGGGUGACGAUCCAUACUUCAACAAGCUGAUUCGGAUUUUGGCAACGAGAUGCAUGACACAGGCGGUUUACUUCUGUAGUGGAGACCUUAGUCCUCCGGAAUAUCUUCAUUAUGGUCUUGCCUCUCUGCUUUAUACUCAUUUCACUUCGCCCAUUAGAAGAUAUGCUGAUGUCAUCGUUCAUCGGUUGCUUGCUGCUUCUUUGGGGAUUUAUAAGCUUCCUGGUGUUUUCCAAGAUAGGCCCAAGCUAACUAGUAUUUCUGACAAUCUAAAUUAUCGGCAUAGGAAUGCUCAGAUGGCCAGCAGAGCAUCAGUCGAGCUCCAUACCCUCAUUUUCUUCAGGAAGCGGCCAACAGAUACCGAGGCGAGAAUAGUGAAAAUAAGAUCCAAUGGCUUCAUUGUCUUUGUGCCCAAGUACGGUAUUGAAGGACCUGUAUACUUGACACCUAAAGGCGACAAAGGAGGGGAAUGGACAGUCGAUGAGAAACAACAGAAAAUUAGAAAGCUUGACGGGAGUGUUUCUUAUGGUGUACUUGGAACAGUGAGAAUUCACAUGGAGGUUGUUGAGCCUCAGCCUAAUCGGCCUAAACUCCAACUAACCCUUGUAUGAGACCGAUAACUUUACCCAAAAAAUGGGGUACGUCGAGGUUGAUAGCAUGUAGUCGUUAUUCCAGUAUGAUAGUGGAUUCGUUUGUAAAGGACAUAUUGUGUGUACAAUAUGAUUGGAUUGAUGCAGCUCCAUGAACAUAUAAAACAUACACAUAAAUGUUCAAAUAUUGAUAGUUAUACUUUGAUUGCUUUCUGCCACAAUCAUAUACUAUUUUCUUUCCUUCCA
Capsicum annuum is the source of this 4298-nucleotide messenger RNA. Its product is annotated as exosome complex exonuclease RRP44 homolog A. The transcript has 25 exons. Bases 1248 to 4073 code for a protein of 941 amino acids. The record is from RefSeq and is a predicted model, not a curated record. Gene Ontology annotation, biological process: rRNA catabolic process. Lineage: Eukaryota; Viridiplantae; Streptophyta; Magnoliopsida; Solanales; Solanaceae. Gene Ontology annotation, cellular component: cytoplasmic exosome (RNase complex); nuclear exosome (RNase complex). Gene Ontology annotation, molecular function: 3'-5'-RNA exonuclease activity; endonuclease activity; RNA binding.